CUCACUUAGUGUAUAAUUGCAUACAACAUUAUAAGAAUGCGUCUAUUUUAUUUGAAGCCUGUACAACUCCCACUCCCUCAAAAAAAAAAAAAGAAAAAAAAAGAGUGUUCAAAACGUUUUGGGUCUCGAUUUUCUUGCCAUGAGUUACCACAUCGGUAAAAUAUUCUCCUUUUUUCCCAAAGCGCAAAGUAUCCUAAUGACAAAAUACAAAUUGCGGGAUUCUCCUUGAUCUGACUGACCUAUGAAAAGCUUUAGAAUGUUACUCCAUGCAACAAAAAAAAUAAAAUAAAAUUGAAGAAUUCGCGACAACCUGCAUCGAACAAGGAAAACCAGCUCUCUUGACGCCACUGAACCUCAGUACGUUCCACGGCCCAAUAUUAGAGAGAGAUACAUAUUUACGUUCAUCCAGCCACUGCAGGUCCUGAAAAAAAGGAUAUAUGCUUUGGCAAAGGUAACUGCAAAAUAUCUUCGUAAAGACAUACAAGUGCAAAUAAAGAAAAUAACAAAGUGGUGUAAAGUAACAGUGAAUUAUUUCCAUACUGAUAAUAUCCAUCAACACCUCUCAUUCCACCAGAACUUUUUAUCAUGGUAGGACCCGUUGAUACAGGUGAACUAGUUCGAUCUUUAGUACGUAUACCAGGGAGUGGCCAUGACAAAUCAGCUGGAUCGGUCUGCCUUGACCUUGCCAGGGUCUCCACUCUGGCUGCAUCCGUUCCUGUUCCACAGACAUUACCACCAGCACUCUUGUCCCAGAAGCAACCGCCUCCCCAGGAUCAAACGAAGUUAGGAAGUAAGACCGGGGCAGCAAUAGGAGCUCUUCCCAGAACGUUGACUCUACUUCCCAACAGCAGAGGUCGCAAGCGGUCGUGUGCAGAAGAGGCUGCGACUAGCUCCGCACGUAGCAGUGCAGCAUCGUCCCAAUCUUCUGGCCAGAGUCCACCUGUGAAAAGAACCCGCAUCGUUUAUAUGACAGCAGAACAGUUGGCAAGGUGCCCUAAUGUUUCAACUGUUAAUACCCCAUCAGGACCUAUAUUCUGUAUGUCUCUACAGUCCACCAGUUCUAAUUCCCCUGCACCUUCCAUCUCGCAAGACAGCCUGUCACAGCUUCUGAAUGACAGGAAUAACUUGAGGCAACAGAACGUGCAACUGCAGCAGCGACUGGCGCUCUACCUGCACAUUUUCAGAAACAGGAAUAGGUUAACCUCAGUGGCCGAAGGAUUAGGUGUAAAAAUACCCUAAGAUUUUGUUCCUGUGACCUCUCUUUCCUCCUUCAUGGGUUAUUCCCGUGUUGGUGUUCUCUCUCUCCAUCUUCAUGGGUUAUUCCCGUGUUGGUGUUCUCUCUCUCCAUCUUCAUGGGUUAUUCCCGUGUUGGUGUUCUCUCUCUCCAUCUUCAUGGGUUAUUCCCGUGUUGGUGUUCUCUCUCUCCAUCUUCAUGGGUUAUUCCCGUGUUGGUGUUCUCUCUUUUUCUCUCUCCAUCUUCAUGGGUUAUUCCCGUGUGGGUGUUCCCUCAUUUUACCUUCAUGGGUUAUUCCCAUGUUGGUGUUCUCUCUCUCUCUCUCCCUCCACCUCCACGGGUUAUUCCUGUGUUGGUUUCCCCUUAUCCCGCUUUCAUGGGUUAUCUAUUUCCACUUAUUGUACCUCCAUGGGUUACUCCUGUGUUGGUUUUUCUUUCUCUCUCCAGUUUCAUUGGAUAUUUCAUGUCAGUUCAGCUCAAUUCAGUUCAUUGUUCAUUAAUUUAAAAUGUUUCAUAAACAUAUCCAACCGUUUCCAUUACUCAUUCGUGCUGACGUAAAGUGGGGUAACUAUACUUUUUUUUAUAUUUUGCCUUAUCAUCACAUUUAUAUAGGUCACAUUUAUAAGUUUUUAAUCAGUAACACCAAUACAGGAACUUGUUCCAGCGUUGGUGUUCCUUCUCCACUUCCAUGGGUUAUUCCCGUGUUGGUGUUCCUUAUCCACUUUCAUGGGUUAUUCCCGUGUUGGUGUUCCUUCUCCACUUUCAUGGGUUAUUCCCGUGUUGGUGUUCCUUCUCCACUUUCAUGGGUUAUUCCCGUGUUGGUAUUCCUUAUCCACUUCCAUAGGUUAUUCCUGUGUUGGUGUUCCUUCUCCACUUUCAUGGGUUAUUCCCGUGUUGGUGUUCCUUCUCCACUUCCAUAGGUUAUUCCUGUGUUGGUGUUCCUUCUCCACUUCCAUAGGUUAUUCCUGUGUUGGUGUUCCUUCUCCACUUUCAUGGGUUAUUCCCGUGUUGGUGUUCCUUAUCCACUUCCAUGGGUUAUUCCUGUGUUGGUGUUCCUUCUCCACUUUCAUGGGUUAUUCCCGUGUUGGUGUUCCUUAUCCACUUUCAUGGGUUAUUCCCGUGUUGGUGUUCCUUAUCCACUUUCAUGGGUUAUUCCCGUGUUGGUGUUCCUUAUCCACUUCCAUAGGUUAUUCCUGUGUUGGUGUUCCUUCUCCACUUUCAUGGGUUAUUCCCGUGUUGGUGUUCCUUCUCCACUUCCAUAGGUUAUUCCUGUGUUGGUGUUCCUUCUCCACUUCCAUGGGUUAUUCCUGUGUUGGUGUUCCUUAUCCAUUUCUAUGGGUUAUCCCUGUGUUGGUGUUCCUUAUCCACUUCCAUAGGUUAUUCCUGUGUUGGUGUUCCUUCUCCACUUUCAUGGGUUAUUCCCGUGUUGGUGUUCCUUCUCCACUUUCAUGGGUUAUUCCCGUGUUGGUGUUCCUUAUCCACUUCCAUAGGUUAUUCCUGUGUUGGUGUUCCUUAUCCACUUUCAUGGGUUAUUCCCGUGUUGGUGUUCCUUAUCCACUUCCAUAGGUUAUUCCUGUGUUGGUGUUCCUUCUCCACUUCCAUGGGUUAUUCCCGUGUUGGUGUUCCUUAUCCACUUUCAUGGGUUAUUCCCGUGUUGGUGUUCCUUCUCCACUUUCAUGGGUUAUUCCCGUGUUGGUGUUCCUUCUCCACUUUCAUGGGUUAUUCCCGUGUUGGUGUUCCUUCUCCACUUUCAUGGGUUAUUCCCGUGUUGGUGUUCCUUCUCCACUUUCAUGGGUUAUUCCCGUGUUGGUGUUCCUUCUCCACUUUCAUGGGUUAUUCCCGUGUUGGUGUCCCUUCUCACCUACACACA
Penaeus indicus is the source of this 3104-nucleotide messenger RNA. RefSeq lists its product as uncharacterized. The transcript is spliced from 2 exons. The coding region runs from base 1961 to 2800 and encodes 279 amino acids. The record is from RefSeq and is a predicted model, not a curated record. NCBI's taxonomy places the organism in Eukaryota, Metazoa, Arthropoda, Malacostraca, Decapoda, Penaeidae.